AUGCAGGUGGAAGAUUUGGCCCCAGAAACUAACAGUAAGAUCGUACGGAUCGAUGAGGUCCAAUCAACUGCGAGGGUACAGAGAGUCUCUGCUCACAGUCAUGUGAAGGGAUUAGGUUUAAAUCCCGAGACUAAAGAAGCUUUGCCAAAGGCUGCUGGUUUUGUUGGACAAGUUCGUGCCCGCAGCUCUGCUUCUAUCGUAGUAGAUCUCAUCAAAAUGAAACAUAUGGCUGGACGUGCAAUUUUACUCGCCGGUCCUCCCGGUACAGGUAAAACUGCAAUUGCUUUGGCUAUGGCACAAGAACUUGGAGAUAAAAUGCCAUUCUGUCCUAUGGUAGCAUCUGAAGUAUACUCAAAUGAAGUCAAGAAAACCGAAGUUCUAAUGGAAAACUUCAGAAGAUCAAUUGGUCUGCGUAUUAAGGAAAAAAAGGAAGUAUACGAGGGUGAAGUUACAGAACUCAACCCUGUUGAAACGGAAAACCCGUUGGGAGGAUAUGGAAAACAAAUUUCGCAUCUUGUUAUCACUCUGAAAACGUGCAAAGGGAGUAAGCAGUUGAAACUGGAUCCUACGAUCUAUGACUCCAUACUGAAACAAAGAAUCGAACUGGGAGACAUUAUGUAUAUUGAAGCUAAUACUGGGGCUGUUAAGCGACUAGGAAGGUGCGACAUGUAUUCCUCAGAAUUUGACUUAGAAGCAGAUGAGUUUGUUCCAUUACCCAAAGGAGAUGUGCAUAAAACAAAAGAAGUGGUUCAGGAUGUAACUCUUCACGAUCUUGACGUUGCUAAUGCGAAACCGCAAGGUCAGCGUGGUGACGUUUCCAGCCUAGUUGGACAAUUACUGAAGCCGAAAAAAACUGAAAUCACAGAUCGUCUUCGGGCUGAAAUUAACAACGUUGUUAACGAUUUCAUUGACCAGGGAACAGCCGAACUCAUGCCUGGAGUUUUGUUCAUUGAUGAAGUACAUAUGCUCGAUCUCGAAUGCUUUACUUAUCUCCAUCGAGCAUUAGAAAGUUCCUUCAGCCCCAUUGUUAUUCUUGCCACAAAUCGAGGAAACUGCAUGAUCCGAGGCACCACUGACCUCUCUCCCCAUGGAAUUCCAAGAGACCUCUUAGACAGAUUGAUCAUUAUUCCUACUCAAGUAUAUAAUAAACAAGAAAUUCAUUCUAUUUUACAAAUUCGUGCAGAUGCGGAGAAUGUAAAUUUGGAAAGCGAAGCCCUUACUGAACUUGCUUCUAUAGGAUCCGAAUCCUCUCUAAGAUAUGUUGUACAGUUGUUGACACCUUCUAAGCUUUUAGCACAAGUAAGUGGGAGGGAAUCUGUGAAUGUGGGAGAUAUUAAGGAAUGUGCAACGCUUUUCUUGGAUGCCAAGACUUCUUCGAACGUUGCGAAAGAGCAAAAAGAUUUCGUCGAACAGAUGGACGUUUACUGA
Molecule: messenger RNA, 1428 nt
Organism: Auanema sp. JU1783
Lineage: Eukaryota; Metazoa; Nematoda; Chromadorea; Rhabditida; Rhabditidae
Source: the annotation of a GenBank genome assembly